Cuscuta campestris is the source of this 1525-nucleotide messenger RNA. NCBI's taxonomy places the organism in Eukaryota, Viridiplantae, Streptophyta, Magnoliopsida, Solanales, Convolvulaceae. The record is from the annotation of a GenBank genome assembly.
AAAGAAUGACAUAGUAGUAUAGUGGAUUUAUUACCCAAAUGUGAUAAGGCCGAAACCGCCCACAUUUGGUCUUCCUUGUAUUCUCACGAACUUUUGUUGAGAAAGAUCAAAGAGGAAGAAAUGCGUGAAAAUCCCAAGCUUACCAACGCCUUCAAAGCUUCCAAAGACUCGUCAAGUGAAGAAUCAAGCGAGUCAAAUGAUUCAAAUGACUCAAGCUCCUCGGAAGAGUCAAAUGACGAGGAAGAUGAAGAGAAAGCGAUGAGAAUGAAAUAUACAGAUUUCCUCAAAUGGAAGAAGUAUGUGAAGAGGAAAGAAAUGGCCAAUGAUAAGGAGAACAAUAAUGAGAAUAGCAAAUCCAAAAGAACUACGACAGGUACUAAUGACAAGGAUAAUGGCAGCAACAAAAACAAAGCCAGAAGCUUGUUCACAAGUGCCAAUGAUAAGCAGAAUGAUAGUGCAAAAAGUUUGUUCACAGGUUCUAAGGAUAAGGAUAACUUUAAUGAUAAAAACAAAGCAAGUAGCAAGUUCACAGGUAGCUUGGGUGCUGUUCUCAAAGGAUACAAGGAGCAGGUCGCACGUAGAUUGAAUGAAAAAGCACCUAACCCACAGACCCCGACCAACAAUAAUCUUCCUUUAAACUUUACCUCUAUUCUGGACAAGCCAUCUCCUCCGACUUAUGCAGAAGCACACACCACAUCCCCUGAUAUCCAUGACUCAAACGUAGAAAGACAAGAUGAUUUUCUUGCUUCAGAGACUUCUGAGCAGCUGAUGGGGUCUGCCCAGCAUAGCACUUCUGUAUCGAGGACGUCAUCGAAAAGAACUGAGGAAAGGGGAUCGGACUUUGUGGGGGGUCCAUCGGAUGAGGGACCAUAUGAUGUUUAUGUUGUCGAGGGAGAGAUUGUACUUACAGAGAAUGCCUCAAAGGUUAUCACACAGUCUUUUCACUUACGCCUUGAUCCUGAGGGGAGCUCGUGGUCCGGAGUAACACCUGAAACAUUGAGCUUUUACUGGGAGGAAUUCAAGCAAACAUUAGCAAUGGAGUUGCUGUUGCACUUUUUCUGUAGCAAUUUUUUUGCAACGGAAAUAUGGUUGCAAACUUUGGAUGCAAUAUACUGCAAUGGAAAUACCGUUGCAAAAUGUGGCAACGGACUUUUCGUUGCAAUGCUCCUGUUGCAACCGUCCGAUGCAAUGCUCUGCAACGGAACUUCUGUUGCAUCUCUGCGUUUGCAACAAGGGUUUUUGCAACGGCUGAAUUGCAACGGAAAAGCUGUUGCAAUAACCAUUAGCAACGGAAUUAUUGAAGAAAUGCAACGAAAUGUGCCGUUGCAAUUACAUUAUAUUCUUGUAGUGAAGGAUAGCCUUUGAAAUCCUUGGGGGAACGAUAGAAGAUAGCCGUUAAAUCUUCAUUGUAAACGGUUCGAGAUAGCCGUUGUGAAAUCUCGGAGUGAAUCCUAUUGGCAAGGGUUGUUUGCCAAAACUAGUGCGGUGCUUUGACGGAGUUCAAGAGGCCGAGACUUAGUGGAUU